AUGCAAGAAAUCAAUUAUGAAUAUGAUCAGUAUAACACUAAAGAAUUUUUUAGAGAUGAAGAUAAACUUGAAAUUUUGAUUAAUCAGUUAUCUAAAAAUGAUUAUUUAAGUGCCUCCAAAUACAUUUGUAUUGAAGAUACAGUUUAUAAAAAGAGAAAUGUGUAUUCCAGAUUUGAACAAAAUUUGUUAAAAUGGCUUGUUCGGUUUAGAGAGAGAUGA
Dentiscutata heterogama is the source of this 219-nucleotide messenger RNA. Lineage: Eukaryota; Fungi; Glomeromycota; Glomeromycetes; Diversisporales; Gigasporaceae. The record is from the annotation of a GenBank genome assembly.